This is a messenger RNA of Durio zibethinus, 2484 nucleotides long. RefSeq names its product 3-oxo-5-alpha-steroid 4-dehydrogenase (DUF1295). Lineage: Eukaryota; Viridiplantae; Streptophyta; Magnoliopsida; Malvales; Malvaceae. The record is from RefSeq and is a predicted model, not a curated record. Gene Ontology annotation, cellular component: membrane.
GCUCACCAUUACAGGCUGCACUCAUCAUUACAUGCACUUCAAUCACUGCAAAUCAAGUCAAUGUCAAAUGCAUAAUCUAUUUCAUUAAUCGAUUCGGAAUUUUCGUUACACGCCACAUGAUCAUUUAUACUAAAAAAUGCAGUCAAAUUUAACGUAGAGUUUAAUAGUUAGGGUUAAAGCUAAAUUGGUCAAAUGAUUAGGGAUGCCUAAAUUUAAUAAUGCAACACCAAACCAAACUGGCCCUUUAACAAAGAGUAGGCCGAAAUCAUAAUUACGAACCAUUGGUGAUUUGGACAUGCUGUUGAGGCGUGGGAGCCCAUGCGCCACCCUCCAUGCACAAAAAGGAAAAUCACACUAAUCUUAGCUCAUCAUUUGGGCUUACCUUUUGCUUUGUCCCACAAACAAAAGAAGUAAACCAGUUGCUAUAAAAGUCGUGCCUCCUCAAGCCCCAGAAAUCAGAACAAAACAACAUGCGCAGAAGCAACUUGAAAAAUGCUGUCGUAGCAUUCCUGGCACCUUUCCCUUCUAUUCUAUUCUAUCUUUAUUUCCUUAACCAUUUCCAGAGUAAUAGUAAUUCUCUUCCUCCUCUUUGGUCAUGGUGCUUUCACCACCCUCUCCUUUUAGCCAAUGUCUUCUUUUUCUUCAAUGUCAAUGUCCUCUUCUGGCUCAUCGGUCACAUCCAAUCCAGUAACUGGAUGAUUGAUUUGUAUUGGACGGUGAUACCGGUGUUGCUAGUUCAUUACUAUGCAACGCACCCUUUGGCGCGUUUUGAUUGGUGGAGAUCAAAGAUUGUGAUAGUCUUGACUUGGGUUUGGAGUAUUAGGCUGACCCAUAACUAUUUCAGGCGUGAAAAAUGGCAGUGGGGUGCCAGAGAAGACUGGAGGUUCACUGAUAUGCGUCAACAGUAUGGAAAACAUUGGUGGUGGAUUUCCUUCUUCGCUGUUUACUUUUCUCAGCAGAUAUUUUUGAUUGGGAUAUGUCUUCCUCUGUAUGUCGUGCACUCUGUUGAUAAGCCCUUGAAUAUCUGGGAUUUUGUUGCUGCUGGAGUUUGUCUGUGUGGCAUUGUCAUAGCCUACUUUGCAGAUACACAACUGCAUAAUUUUGUGACUAGAAAUAGCAAGCUAAAAGAGCUUGUAAAGCCUAUGGUCCCUAAUCUUGACCGGGGCUUGUGGCAGUACUCGCGUCAUCCAAACUAUUUUGGCGAGCAAUUGUGGUGGUGGGGGCUGGUUAUAUUUGCAUGGAACCUGGGACAUGGAUGGACCUUCUUCGGAGCUUUGAUCAAUAGUUUGUGCUUAGCUUAUGUUACUGUGCUUGUGGAGCGGCGGAUGUUGAAGCAAGAGUACCGAGCUGAAGCAUACAGGUUAUACCAAAAGACGACCUCAGCGUGUGUACCUUGGUUCAGAUCUUCGGCUAUAGCAGUGAAAGAUAAGGAUCAUUGAUCUGAUAUUUGUUUCACCGCCAACUCUGAAAGUUUUUAAUGUUGGUCAUCUUGUACUUUGUUACCCUGUCUUGAUGCGGUCAGUACUUUGAUGUAUUCUUCUGUCUAUUUGAGAGAAAACUGGUUGUUGUCUUUGGUUGUCAAAGAGAUUACUCUAUGAAAUCAUGUAAAUUCUUUCUUCAUUUGCUAUAAAACUCUUUUCAUUGUCUGAUUUUCACAUAUGUUUGUAAUAUGUAGAUCUGUAGGUCAUAUCACGUAUAUUGUAUGGUUAUCUCUGUGCUAGUCUAGAUUAAAAGUCUCCUUUCGGAAGAAAAAUCUUAGAGCAAACUUAUAGUUGCAUGGAUGGCCGAAGCAAAUAUUUGGUUAUAUAGAGAUUUAAAGUGGUGUUUAGAUUGUUGUUUAGGAUGCUCAUGAAUAUCUUGACGUCUCCGUGUCCCUCUGUUUAGCUGCCAAUCAUCUUGUUUGCUCGUGUUUUCCAAACCAGAAAAGUAUUGACAUCCUAGGCUGAAAAAGUGAUUGAUUAUGGAUAUCAUAGAGCUCUUGUUUCAAACCUUGAAGUUGGAAUUGCGCAUCCUAUAUUCCAUUCCUUCAAUAUGUGUCUCAAUGCAGAUGCAAAUAAGUUUAUGGAGGAACAUUCCUACAAGAAAACAAGUAGCUAAAAUAACAAAAUGCUUGAUUUCCAUGGUUCAUGACUUCAUGUGUAUUAAGAAAAGUAUCUAAUAUCUGCAACAACAAAAAAAUGUGGAUCAUAUAAUAUAUCCUCUCACAAGUAUAUCCAUCAUAAUGAGGAAAAUUUUGCAUAUCAGAUAGCAAGAGUAUUGGAAACAAGGAAAACUUAUUUUAGCACUAGAGAGGCCGCUUGACUUUUUUACAACUUGGUGAGGUGAGGAGGAGUUGAGGGUGGUUACUUGCUCUUGCAAAAUUAGCUUUUUCUUAGCAGUGGAUCCAUGGCUGACUCUGUUCUCACUUUGGCAGCAAGUACCCAAUUCUUGUAGGUUCCAAUUGAUUGGGGAGUUAGCGAGUGCAGGUAUUUCUAUCCUUCAAAU